Messenger RNA from Suncus etruscus (white-toothed pygmy shrew), 942 nucleotides. Its product is annotated as olfactory receptor 52E5. The coding region runs from base 1 to 942 and encodes 313 amino acids. Gene Ontology annotation, biological process: G protein-coupled receptor signaling pathway. Gene Ontology annotation, cellular component: membrane. The transcript has a single exon. NCBI's taxonomy places the organism in Eukaryota, Metazoa, Chordata, Mammalia, Eulipotyphla, Soricidae. Gene Ontology annotation, molecular function: G protein-coupled receptor activity; olfactory receptor activity. The record is from RefSeq and is a predicted model, not a curated record.
AUGCUUCAUCACAACAGUACUCUGUUCCACCCUUCUUCUUUUUAUCUGAUGGGGAUUCCAGGGCUUGAAGAAUCACACAUCUGGAUUGGCUUCCCAUUCUUUGCAGUGUAUCUAAUAGCCCUCCUAGGAAACAUCAUUAUCCUUUUCGUGAUCAAGACCGAACGCAGCCUACAUCAGCCCAUGUUCUAUUUUCUGGCCAUGCUGGCCUGCACUGACCUUGGCCUAUCUACAGCCACCAUUCCCAAAAUGCUGGGGAUUUUCUGGUUCAAUCUCAGGGAAAUUGUGUUUGGUGCUUGUAUCACACAGAUGUACAUCAUUCAUAUAUGUACUGGGCUAGAGUCUGUGGUGUUGACUGUCAUGGCCAUAGAUCGGUAUGUUGCUAUCUGUAACCCACUGAGAUAUAGCAUGAUCCUCACUAAUAAGAUAAUAGCCAUCCUGGGUAUAUUCAUUAUAGUAAGAACUUUGGUAUUUGUGACUCCAUUCAUAUUUCUCAUCCUGAGAUUGCCCUUUUGUGGUAUCCAAAUUAUUCCCCACACCUAUUGUGAACACAUGGGUUUGGCAAAAUUGGCUUGUGCAAGUAUCAGGAUCAAUAUUAUCUAUGGAUUAGUUGCUUUCUCAGUGGGGUACAUUGACCUUUGUGUGAUUGGGUUUUCCUAUGUCCAAAUCCUUCGAGCAGUCUUUCGCCUCCCAUCCUGGGAUGCUCGGUUCAAAGCACUCAGCACAUGUGGAUCACAUGUCUGUGUCAUGUUAGCUUUUUACUUACCUGCACUGUUCUCCUUCAUGACACACCGUUUUGGUCAUAAUAUUCCCCAUUACAUACAUAUUCUUCUGGCUAACCUAUAUGUGAUUGUUCCACCUGCACUUAACCCUGUAAUUUAUGGGGUAAGGACAAAACAGAUAAGAGAUCGAGUAGUACAAAUGUUUAACCUUAAAAGAUAUUGA